Molecule: messenger RNA, 474 nt
Organism: Aspergillus aculeatinus CBS 121060
Lineage: Eukaryota; Fungi; Ascomycota; Eurotiomycetes; Eurotiales; Aspergillaceae
Product: E2 SUMO-conjugating protein UBC9
Exons: 4
Coding region: 1-474 (157 amino acids)
Biological process (GO): protein sumoylation
Cellular component (GO): nucleus
Molecular function (GO): SUMO conjugating enzyme activity
Source: RefSeq, a predicted model, not a curated record
AUGUCGCUCUGCAUAAACCGCCUUACAGAAGAAAGAAAGCAGUGGCGUCGAGACCACCCUUUCGGAUUCUACGCGAGGCCCCAUCGCAACCCUCAAGGUGCGCUCGACCUCAAGAGAUGGGAGUGCGGUAUCCCUGGAAAGGCGCAAACCUUAUGGGAGGGUGGGCUUUUCAAGCUCGACGUUACGUUUCCAGAUGAAUAUCCGACUAAGCCACCUAAAUGCAAAUUCGUCCCUCCGCUCUUCCACCCGAACGUCUACCCCUCCGGCACCGUCUGCCUUUCGAUAUUGAACGAAGAGGAGGCAUGGAAACCUGCCAUCACCAUCAAACAGAUUCUUCUGGGCAUUCAAGACCUACUGAACGACCCGAACCCGGAGUCACCCGCCCAGGCUGAGGCAUACAAUCUGUUCAAGAAGGAUCGACCGGCGUAUGAGCGACGUGUCAAGCAAGUGGUCAAGGAAAAUCCGGCCCUUUGA